Messenger RNA from Saprolegnia diclina VS20, 3082 nucleotides. RefSeq lists its product as hypothetical. Gene Ontology annotation, molecular function: protein binding. The transcript is spliced from 11 exons. Bases 861 to 2966 code for a protein of 701 amino acids. The record is from RefSeq and is a predicted model, not a curated record. Lineage: Eukaryota; Oomycota; Saprolegniomycetes; Saprolegniales; Saprolegniaceae.
UUUAGCGCCGCAUUUAUUCUUGGCGGUAACCGACUGCCGACGGCCGUGAAGAGCAUGGACGAGACGGGCCAAGAGGACCAGAAGGUCUUUGGGCGGUCCAACUCGGUGACCAAGGCCGCAUCGCUCCUCGCAGGCGGCGCGUCAAUGGCCAAGUCCAACAAGGAGGCGCGCGCGCUCGAGGCGCUGGCGAUGAAGGACGAGCAGCUGCGGAUCCUAAGCGAGCAAAACAACCAGCUCCUCAACACGCUCAACAACAUGGACGACGAGCUUCAAUCGCUCAAGAUGACCAAGCUGCAGCUCGAGGACGACAACCGGAGUCUUCGGGACAGCAACUUUGAGCUUCAGAGCCGCGCGCGGGCUGCGGACGCGCACCUAAAGAAAGCUGAGAACAGCAUGGAAGAGAAGGAAAAGCAGAUCAAGGUGCUCACGGACCACAACGGCGAGCUCCUCCGGCUGCUCGAGAUUGAAGAGAGCCAAUCGGGCGCUCUCGCCAAAGAGAACGCGUCGAUCAAGCUCGAUGCCGAUGCGCUCGCUAGCAAGUACGCGUCGCUCCUGACGACGGCCAAGACGCACGAAGAGAUUGCGGGCCGCGCCGUGCGUGACAGCCAGCUCCGCGCCGAAGAAGUUCGUCUCCUCCGCAUCGACACGGACCAGCUGCGAACGUCCAACAACGAGCUCAAGAUGAAGGCCCAAGUCGAGCUCGAGUCGCUCCACGAGCAACUCCGCGUACUUGGUCUUGCCUGCGUGCAUGAUGGAAAGUGGUGCGUGUGUAGGUUCGAAAGGAAAAGCAAUAUCAGCUAUUGGAGAAGAUUCAGUCGCUCGACGAAGCCAAGCGUCAAAGCGAUGAUACGCUCCACGGCAUGGAAGAGCGCGUGCGGCAGCUGCUGGAGCAAGGCCAGGAGCGCGAGACGCAGCUGCAGCUCGAGAGCAAGGUCAAGCGCAGUCAAAUGGACGCCAACAAACACCUCCAAGUCGAGAACGACCAGUUGGUGGCCGACAAGCAUACGCUUCAAGCACGCUUGGAGAAGGCGGAGCAAGAACGUACGCGCAUGGAGGCUGAGAACCGUGACUCGGCCGACCAGCUGCGGGAAAUGGCAGAAAAGGUGUUUCAACUGCUCGAGCGACUCAAGCUCGCCGAGCUUGGUAAAACCAAGUCGCUCGAAGCGCUCAAGCAAAAGGAGAUGGAAAUGGUGUCGCUCAAGAAGAAGAACGCGCGCUUGCUCAAAGACGUGACGCAAGAAGGCAAAAGUCGCGUGAAAAUAGAGCUCGACAAGAAUGUGCUCUUGGAACAGCUCCAGGCGCUGAAAAAACACAACGCGCAACUCAGCAUUCGUUGCCGCGACGAAGUGAAAGCGAAACUCAAAGAGACCGAAGAGCGAACGCUAUUGGCCGAGAAGCUCAAAACGAUGAGCUCGCGAUUGAGCUUUCUCCUCAACAAGAUGCAAGCCGACGAAGAGGCCAAGCUCUGUACGAAAGAAGACAUGAAGAAAAUGCAGGCACAGAUCCAGAGUCUCCAAGACAAGAACACGGAGCUCGCGCAAAAGCUCAACACGACCGGUGACAGCAACCGUGUCGUCACCGAAGCGCUGCGCUGCAAACAGGAAGAGCUGGAUACAGCGCUCAUCAAGCUCGACGCGCUCACCACAAAGCUGCUUAACCAGACGCUGCCAAGCGCCGAUAUAGCGAUUGUCGACUCGGGCCAAAGCAGCAACCAAGCCCACGACAUGCCAGCGGACGACAAGGAGCACGAAGCCGCGGGCCGGUUUUUCGUCGAGUGUCGGUCCUCCCACGGCGGCCUCCUCGUCAUCAAGCCCAAGCGCAGCAACAAUGGGUGUCAAGAGUACCUCGACAAGCUCGGCAUCAACCAUUUCCUCAAGUGGGCACAAAAGCAAACCAACACCAAGCAGCGCCUCGUCGAGAAACUCGCCGUCCUCGUGCAUCAACUCAUGAUGAGCGAAGAAGCGACGCUUAGUGUCCGAGAGAUGCUUGCGUCCAAGCAAGACCAUUUGGACCACGUCGGCAAGAAGGCCCAGUGGCUCCAAGAACGGUUGAACGCUGAAGAAGACGCCAAGCGGAAAACGCUCCUUCGGUACGUGCACGAGAUCAAGUCGCGUACGCCGGUGGAGAGCACCCGCGUCGUUUUGAAGCUGCCAGAAAGCGGCGUCGGCGACGAAGAAGUGCACGCAAUUGCGGCUCUCUUGCGCAACAACAGCUCGAUCCAAGAGCUCCAGCUGCAGUCGAAUACCAUCACAAGCGAAGGGGCCCGCGCGAUAGCAGCUAUCUUGGCGCUCUCGACCUGCGCGCUGAGUCAUAUUGACUUACGCAAAAACCGCAUUGGCGACGACGGGGUCCGCGUGCUCUCGGAAGCCCUCGGGCGCAACCCUCGUAUCAAGCACGUCUACGUCCACGCAGGCGGCAAGAUUGAAGCGCUUGGUGCCCAGCCGUCGAAUGCGAACGCCGACGGUCUCAUCCAAGUCGAGACCAUUUGCGUCAUUGACGUACGAGAGAACGAAGCCGGGCGGUCGUCAUUGGCGCUGGACCUUGACACGAUCGACCAUGUGGCGGUGGCACCGCUGCCAUCGUCGGUGACGGGCGACACCAAGCUCUUUGCCAAGCGCACGAGUACGACGUUGGAAGUGGCGAACGCAGCGGCGCUCGAGAAGAAGCGCGAGUGGGCCAAACUGCAAAAAUCCAAGCGCCUCGCCGCGAUCGAAAUGGAAAAAGCAAAGCAAAAGGAGCAGCUCUGGAGCGGGCGCGCCGGCGGCCUCCAAGUUGCCCACCCCAAAAAACAGCUACCACCACUCGACGAUGCGUCGACCAAGACUCUGGAACGGUCUUUGUCGGCGCCGUCCGUCAACGACAAGAAGGCCGGUGACGAAGCUGCAGACGGAGCUAACAAGAAGCAUAUUCAAGCGACACCGUUCAGUCGACGGCUAAAGGAGUCGCCACUCGCCAAGCCCACUUAAGCCAUAGUGCGGAAUAGGCAGCACCUACUAGGCUCGAUAGGACUCAUCACAGCCACACGAUAAACACCGACUUGUGGACUUCUGAAAAUAUGGUGGAUAAACUUUUGACUGCCCAA